Apodemus sylvaticus (European woodmouse) is the source of this 2987-nucleotide messenger RNA. It is a transcript of the gene Pde8b, whose product is annotated as phosphodiesterase 8B. The transcript is spliced from 23 exons. Gene Ontology annotation, molecular function: 3',5'-cyclic-AMP phosphodiesterase activity. Bases 1 to 2454 code for a protein of 817 amino acids. Gene Ontology annotation, biological process: signal transduction. The record is from RefSeq and is a predicted model, not a curated record. Lineage: Eukaryota; Metazoa; Chordata; Mammalia; Rodentia; Muridae.
AUGGAUGCCGGAAGUUUGACUGUGCGCACCAGGGCCAGCUCUACUGUCGAGCCCAAGGUGGUGCAGGGCCUACUCUCCUUAGUGCUGCAGCCAAUGAGAGGCAAGGCCAGCUCUUCCACCUACCACAGGCGGCAAGAGGUGUCUUCUGCGGAGGUACGCAUCGGGCCCAUGAGACUGACACAGGACCCUAUUCAGGUUUUGCUCAUCUUUGCAAAGGAAGAUAGCCAGAGUGACGGCUUCUGGUGGGCCUGUGACAGAGCCGGCUACAGAUGCAACAUUGCCCGCACUCCGGAGUCGGCCCUCGAAUGCUUUCUGGACAAGCAUCAUGAAAUCAUAGUGAUCGAUCACAGGCAGACCCGGAACUUUGAUGCAGAAGCUGUGUGCAGGUCAAUCCGGGCCACGAACCCCUCUGAGCACACAGUGAUUCUGGCUGUGGUUUCACAAGCAUCUGAUGACCAUGAAGAGCCCUCAGUCCUUCCUCUUCUUCAUGCAGGCUUCAACCGGAGAUUUAUGGAGAACAGCAGCAUAAUUGCUUGUUAUAAUGAACUGAUUCAAAUAGAACACGGGGAAGUUCGCUCACAGUUCAAAUUACGGGCCUGUAAUUCAGUGUUUACAGCGUUAGACCACUGUCAUGAAGCCAUAGAAAUAACAAGUGAUGACCAUGUGAUUCAGUAUGUCAACCCUGCCUUUGAGAGGAUGAUGGGCUACCACAAAGGGGAGCUCCUGGGGAAGGAACUCGCUGACCUGCCUAAGAGUGACAAGAACCGGGCAGACCUCCUGGACACCAUCAACACGUGCAUCAAGAAGGGAAAGGAGUGGCAGGGGGUUUACUAUGCCAGACGGAAAUCCGGGGACAACAUCCAACAGCACGUGAAGAUCACCCCAGUGAUUGGCCAAGGAGGGAAAAUUAGGCACUUUGUCUCCCUCAAGAAGCUGUGCUGUACCACUGACAAUAGCAAGCAGAUUCACAGGAUUCAUCGUGAUUCCGGGGACCACUCUCAGACAGAGCCUCAUUCGUUCAGACACAAGAGCAGGAGGAAAGAGUCCAUUGAUGUGAAAUCAAUAUCUUCUCGAGGCAGUGAUGCACCAAGCCUACAGAAUCGCCGCUACCCCUCUAUGGCAAGGAUCCACUCUAUGACCAUUGAGGCCCCCAUCACAAAGGUUAUAAAUAUAAUCAAUGCCGCUCAAGAAAACAGCCCAGUCACAGUAGCAGAAGCCUUGGACAGAGUUCUAGAAAUUUUACGGACCACAGAACUGUACUCCCCUCAGCUGGGAACCAAAGAUGAAGAUCCUCACACCAGCGAUCUUGUUGGAGGCCUGAUGACUGACGGCUUGAGGAGACUGUCAGGGAACGAGUAUGUGUUUACAAAGAAUGUGCACCACAGUCACAGUCACCUCUCGAUGCCCAUCACCAUCAAUGAUGUCCCCCCAAGCAUCGCCCAGCUCCUUGCUAAUGAGGAGAGCUGGGACUUCAACAUCUUUGAAUUGGAAGCCGUUACACAUAAAAGGCCACUUGUGUACCUGGGCUUAAAGGUCUUCUCUCGGUUUGGAGUGUGUGAAUUUUUAAACUGUACUGAAACCACUCUUCGGGCCUGGCUACAAGUGAUUGAAGCUAACUACCACUCCUCCAAUGCCUACCACAACUCCACCCACGCUGCCGAUGUACUGCACGCCACGGCUUUCUUCCUUGGAAAGGAAAGAGUGAAGGGAAGCCUGGACCAGCUGGAUGAGGUGGCUGCUCUGAUUGCGGCCACAGUCCACGAUGUGGAUCACCCCGGAAGAACCAACUCCUUCCUCUGCAACGCAGGCAGCGAGCUUGCAGUGCUCUACAACGACACUGCGGUCUUGGAGAGUCACCACACAGCCUUGGCCUUCCAGCUCACCGUCAAGGACACCAAGUGCAACAUUUUCAAGAAUAUUGACAGGAACCACUAUCGAACGCUGCGCCAGGCUAUUAUCGACAUGGUUUUGGCCACGGAGAUGACCAAACACUUUGAACACGUGAACAAAUUUGUGAACAGCAUCAACAAGCCUCUGGCAGCCGAGAGUGAGGGCAGCGAUUGUGAAUGCAACCCUACUGGGAAGAACUUUCCAGAAAACCAAAUCCUCAUCAAGCGCAUGAUGAUCAAGUGUGCCGACGUGGCCAACCCAUGCCGUCCCUUGGACCUGUGCAUUGAAUGGGCUGGGAGGAUCUCCGAGGAGUAUUUUGCACAGACCGAUGAAGAGAAGAGGCAGGGGCUGCCCGUGGUGAUGCCGGUGUUCGACCGCAAUACCUGCAGCAUCCCCAAGUCCCAGAUCUCCUUCAUCGACUACUUCAUAACAGACAUGUUUGAUGCUUGGGAUGCUUUCGCUCACCUGCCUGCCCUGAUGCAGCACCUGGCUGACAACUAUAAACACUGGAAGACACUGGAUGACCUCAAGUGCAAGAGUCUGAGACUUCCAUCUGACAGCUGAAGCCAAGCCCGGGACGGGGACACUCUGCUCUACAGAGGACACUGUGAAUCACAGCGCAGAACAAGCAGCAGGGUUUCCUUUACAAUGGAAACGACAGGUGGACACUAAGCGUUUAAUAUCCGACCUGAAUCAUGCACGCCCCCAAAUUUCAUUUUCAGAAAGUUAUGUUCCAUCAAUAAAAAUAUGUUCUUUUGAAUCACUUAGUGACAAAACGAGCCACUUGGCAGCCUCUUCUGCCAAGCUGUGAGCCAGCCUGCGUGCCCUUGUAAAACCCAUGGAGCUGACUGAUUUACUGAAGGUACCAGCAGGACACAAGAAGCAAAGACCUGUUGUCUGUGUGUCCAUCCUCCUGGUGGAGGCCGGGUAGCUUAGCCAGGGUUCAGCUCAACUGUUACCAGAAAGCUAACUGCUGAUGCUUGACUACCCUCCUCAGUGGCAAAAGGAUGGAGGAUUCCUAAACAUCGUCUCUGAGCAAAUAUGAGAAAGAAGCUAGUUAAAAUGGGCAGAGUGGGAAUGAGAUUGUCAGUAAACUA